Ostrea edulis (European flat oyster) is the source of this 1475-nucleotide messenger RNA. Its product is annotated as collagen alpha-6(VI) chain-like. NCBI's taxonomy places the organism in Eukaryota, Metazoa, Mollusca, Bivalvia, Ostreida, Ostreidae. The transcript is spliced from 8 exons. The record is from RefSeq and is a predicted model, not a curated record. The coding region runs from base 69 to 1337 and encodes 422 amino acids.
CCCUAUAUAUAAAGGUUUUUUUUUCUGAACGAAACUCACAGAUCAAAAGCUCGUUUGUCUCGACUAAAAUGAAAACUCUGCUUAUAUUGUGUUUCGUGGCUGGGGCGUUAUGUGCAAACACCUGCAACAAGAAGGCAGAUAUAGCCUUUGUCAUUGAUUCCUCUAGCAGUAUUUGGCCACCAAACUUCGAUACACAGGUUCGCUUUCUCUACGAUGUCUUAGACGCAUUCGACAUUUCUCCCUCCAAAACCCAAAUUGCUGCCGUGUCAUACAGUGACGUCAUCAAACCAGACUUUCAAUUCAACACAUAUAAGACAAAAAAUGACGUCUUGAACGCUAUUCAAAAUAUCGUGUUCACUAAGGGUAGCGCAACACGAACCUACGAAGCUCUGAGGUAUAUGAAUAACGAAAUCUUUACCUCUAAAAAUGGUGCGAGAGAUGACGUCAUCAAGAUAGCAAUAGUGAUGACGGACGGCGAGACGAAUCCGGGAUCUGUGGAUUAUAUAUCGCUAGAACAAGCGAAAAAGAGGACCCUCGAUGAGGCCAAGCGAGCCAGAGACAAUGGCAUUUAUGUCUUUGCAAUAGGUGUUGGGGGUGGUGUCAUGGACGAGGAACUGUAUGGAAUUGCUAGUGAAGUUGGAGCUGUUAUGAAGGUCCCCACCUACGGAGAAUUCAAAACAGAUCAACUGCAGGAAAUGUUAGAGAAAAAAACAUGUGAAGUGGGGGAGACAACGACAUUGAGACCAGUUACCCAAGCCCAACAGUGCUACAAACACAUUGCUGAUGUGAUAUUUGCUAUCGAUCAAUCAACAAGCAUUUGGUCCCAAAAGAACUUCAGCAUUGAACUAGACUUUGUAAAUGAUAUGGUCCAGUCUUUUGACGUUGCCGCUGACGAGACUAGAAUAGGGGCUCUUGUAUUUAGCGACACAGCUAACCGCUUCCUGGAUCUGCGAGAUGGUUCUGAUAAAGAAUAUGUCAAAAAUAUUAUCCACGGUCGCAAAUGGGAAAGAGGAGACACCUAUAUUGACAAGGCCUUUCAAAAGAUGCGAGAGGGUUUUUCUCCGGCCAAAGGUGGUCGACCGGGUAUUGUCCCCCAGAUUGCAGUUUUGAUCACUGACGGCGAAGCCACUGAUUCUUACACCGCGAUGGACGAAGCGAAAGCAUUAAAGCGAGAGGGAGUCAUAAUAUUUGCAAUUGGAAUGAUGGGAGCGAAAAAAUCAGAACUGGCGAAGUACGCGAGUAGUGACGACAACGUGUUCUACGUGAACAGUCUGCAGGCCCUAAGAAGCAUUUCUGAUGAGGUUUCCACGAGAGUGUGCAGAGCAGAACAAUCAUGAAGGUUUGCCACACAGGUCUAAUAAUGAAAUGUUUUUCCAUGGAUAUGAAGACUGUGUUGCGGAGGAGAAAUGAGACAGCUUAGUUGAAAUCAAUUUCACAUUUAUGUUUCUGUUUUAUUUCAUUAAAUAUGCAAUUAC